Messenger RNA from Trichomonas vaginalis G3, 1017 nucleotides. RefSeq names its product glycoprotein 38 family. The coding region runs from base 1 to 1017 and encodes 338 amino acids. The record is from RefSeq and is a predicted model, not a curated record. The transcript has a single exon. NCBI's taxonomy places the organism in Eukaryota, Parabasalia, Trichomonadida, Trichomonadidae.
AUGUUUUUCUUUGUUACGUCUGUAGUUUCGAUAUAUCAUGUUAACAAGACACUUGCUUACCCAGAUAAUUGCACGGAAUUCCAUGAACAGAAUCCCAAUGGCAAGUCCAAGAUUCUUAACUUAGUUAAAAAUCAAGUGCUUUGCCUUGAUGCAUCCUACAUAAUGGCUAGCAAGUCCAAAUUUAAUGUAUAUGCUGCAUUCCAGACUUACAAUACUUCAAAUAAUACAUGGUAUUGGGAUCGCAAAGAAAAGGUAGAAAAUCCACUUGUUAUUCUUGGAUCAUAUUACCAACCAGAUAAUGAGUAUCUUGACCCAGUAUCAAUGAUUGUUUGCGCUGACAAAACCUGUUCAAUUCAAAUUCUUGAAGUCGAUGCAACAUUCGACUACACAGUCAACCAAACAGAGGGUGGAGUAGCGAAUAUAUUCCGCCAUGUUCGUAAAUCCUACUUGUUCACAAAGAGUGAAGGCAGUAUUACAGCUAAUGUUCGCCUUACAAAGGUCAAAAACACAAAAUCAAUAGAAACUACAGUUGAGCAAUCUCGAGUAUUCUUUUCCUUCCCAACUCUCAGUAGAAUAAACUAUUCUCAUAGUGAGAAUUCUCGUUUCUACUAUUCUUAUGCCAAGAAGUGGGAUGAUGAAUAUACAAAUAAAACAAAUGGAACAAUCGCUGAUACAAAGACAUCUUUCAUGUAUGUAGAAGAGAAGGAUUCUUAUAAACCAACACCAGAUAAAAAUGGAAACUACGAUGAGGCUAUGACCUGCAAUUUCUCAUGGGCAAAGAGUGAAAACAAACCAAACAAGGCCUCGGAGCCGACAGAGUUCUUCUUCCCAGAAGUUUCUGGUCCAUUGCCAGAAGAUAACGGAAUUUAUUACGCAAAGGAUAUUAAAGAACCAUCGAAGGGGCUCUCAGGAUGGGCUAUUUUCACAAUAAUUAUCGUUGUUCUUGCUGUUAUUGGCAUUAUUGUCGGAAUCGUCUUCUGGUGGAGAAGGAAGAAUCAAAAGUACGAAACUAUUUAA